This is a messenger RNA of Leptidea sinapis, 3213 nucleotides long. It is a transcript of the gene fj, whose product is annotated as extracellular serine/threonine protein kinase four-jointed. The record is from RefSeq and is a predicted model, not a curated record. NCBI's taxonomy places the organism in Eukaryota, Metazoa, Arthropoda, Insecta, Lepidoptera, Pieridae. Bases 153 to 1796 code for a protein of 547 amino acids. Gene Ontology annotation, biological process: cell-cell signaling. The transcript has 2 exons.
CGUUCUAUCGCUGUGGUGUAUAGACGUGUGGUUUAAGUAAAUGUGCGUUCUUAAUUGUGUUUCAUGAAACUUAUAUUGUGUGGUUGUGAUUAUUCGGAUUAUACAGUUAUAUUUAAGAUGAUCAACAAAAUGGUGUAAGAUACAAAAUCAAAAUGGCCGAAGAAGUGAUACAACAUACUUACAACCAGAAAACAAAGGAACCGAAGAAAUCAAUGAAUGAAUUAAUUAACAUCAAAAAUAUACACAAACCAAUUGAUAUAAUAAUUUACAAUAUGAAAAGUCCCAACUGUGUAGUGUACAACCACUUCAGCAAUAAAGAAGACUACAGGAAAGGCAGAAGGGAAUAUAGUCUUUACAAAUACUGUUUUAUAAGCGUUUGUCUCAGUUUUACACUUGGUUUUGUAAUAGGGGCUUUUAUUAUGGGAUCCCAAAUAACCAAAACACCAAAUUUUAGUCAAAGAAGAAUAACCCUUAAUAAUACUUUAAGUAAUCUUAGAACAUUAAACUCAGUGAAAGUGCCAAAUGAAUUAAAGGAAAUAGAAACUAAAGAAAGAGAUUUCACCGCUGUAUCGUUUACUGGUGAUAACAAUAGACAUAAGAUGGAUAUAUACCCGAAAAGUUUAACAGAAGAUAUGAAAGAGAUUCUGAAAGAUAAUAAAGUCAAUCACCAUAAACAUAAAAUAGAAAAUGUAUUCAAUACAACAUUGCAUGUACCCAAUUCAGAGACUAUUCUUUAUGAGAAUAUAUUUUGGGGGCCAGAGGUCGAAAAUGCUAUGCCUCAAGGAUAUGGAGAAAGUACAGCAAAUAUUUGGGAGAAAUAUGUUAAUCAAAGUGAAAUUGUUAAAAUGGAAGCGGGUUGCGGUCGCAUGCAGAAUCGUCUAGUCACUUUCAACAGUGGUCUCCAAGCUUGCGUAAGAUAUCGUCAAAAUACAGACCAAAUACAAGGAGAAAUCUUUAGUUUCUAUGUAGCUAGGCUGCUCAAUCUUACAAAUCUCGCACCAUCUGUUGUUAAAGUUGUUGAUCUUAAAGAUAAGCUAUGGGCAAACGUAGCUAACGACAUAUCAAAUGCACAGUGGAAUACAAAUAGAGCAGUGGUACUAACGCAGUUUAUUCCAAGCUUAGAAUCAGCUACGAUUCCAGAAAUUUUCAAACCAUCCAAUCGUCAUUUAAACAAGAAUGAUAUCCUAGAAAUGGUUUCUAAAGAAAAAGAAGCAGUUAGUAAUAAACAGUUUCUAAUUGAUAAGAUAAAGUCGAAAAGUAUUAAAGCUAAGAAUGAUAAAAAGAAAGCUUUUGACCAUAUCGAUAUGAAACUAAGUAAGAAAACGACGGAAUUAUUUGUUGAAUUAGCGCAAUGGUCGGAUUUGAUUAUUUUCGACUAUCUAACAGCAAAUUUAGAUAGAAUUGUAAAUAAUUUGUUUAACUAUCAAUGGAAUGUAAAUAUAAUGGAUGGGCCAGCGCAUAAUUUAGCUAGGAAAAUGGACAGUGGGUUGCUUGUGUUUUUGGAUAAUGAAUCCGGAUUACUUCAUGGUUAUAGACUACUGAAGAAGUAUAACGUUUAUCACAGCUUAAUGUUGGAUAAUUUGUGUGUGUUCAGAAAAAAGACAGUGGACUCACUAAAGACUUUACACCAAGGACUGAUUGGUGAAAAGUUAAGUGAUAUAUUUCAUAAGAAAAAUAAUGCUGUAAUUAGAGAUAUUUUGCCUCCGUUACCGGAGAAAAAUUCUAAAAUAUUACACGAAAGAAUAGGAAAGGUUUUGAGUCAAAUCGAGAAAUGUGAACAAUCUUUUGGUAGAUAGUUUUAAAUGUCUGUGAUAGAGCAUUUAUUUAAAGACUGCUUGUAUUAGACUUAAAUUAUAAAAUAACUUGGUCUCAUUAUGAGUUUAUAAGGAAUUACUGCUCGUUUAAACACUCGUAAUUUACCAUGUCAUAUCUUGUCCAGUGUUAAUUUCCAAUUAUAACCCCCAGUUGAGUUGUUUGAUAGACAAAUAUUGGUUGCAGCCAAAAAUCCAGGAUCAUCAAAGUAAGACACGUAUUGUCCAAAAAGUCGUGUAGUUUACUGAUUGUUGCAAAGUUAUUUUGACGCGUUACGGUUCCUUAAAUAGUUUAAUUCUGUAACACGCCUUUAUAAAGACAUCAAUAAUUAUAUCAUACCCUCAAAAACAGAAUUUCGUGCGACUUCGCUUUAAUUGUAUUUUAUAUGUAAACAAAUGUAAUAUAUUAUCUAUUUAAGUGUUUUGCAAGUGAUAUCAUUUGAUACCAAAUAUUAUUUAUUGUAUAAAUUUAAAUUUUGUGCCAGUGUUAGAUAUAGUAUUAAUUUGUAUAUUUUGUAAAUGUUUUAAUGCGGGAAUUAAAUGAGUUUCGCUAUUAAUUACAUAAUGGUAAAUUAUUAAAGGUAUUGUUUCAGUUAUCAUUUCAGAAUUAAACGGAAAUAUGUUUAAAAAUGUACUUGACAUAAGAAGACAUUCAGAUGUUUUUUAUUUCACGUUUUAGUGCCCUAGUACUUAUAAAGUGUCAACAUUAGUCUAAGUUAGUGUAAAUUUGUUAAGACUAUGUUUAUCUAGGUAUAUUGUGAUAUGUGUAUUUAUUUUAGCACCAGACUUAUUUGUAACGGCAAAAUGUGCUAACAGCAACGCAACGAAAAAAAUUAAUGUGAAAUUUAAAAAAUGUGAAAUCUUGAAAAAAAUUAAAUGAAUUAUAUAUUGAAACCUAUAAAUAAAAUAUCACUUAAAAGCUGAAAAUGCUUUUAUACUUGUCUUGUAAUGUCUUUACGCCAAGCCUCAGGAAAUAAAUUUAAUUCAAGUAUUUUGUAAAACCUUUAAAGAUAUGUGUCAAAGAUAAUAAUGUUUGUAAUUAUACAAUUAAAUAUUUGGAAAUAUUAAUUUAAUUUAUUUAUCAAGUUAAAUACAUUAUAAUGUUUAUUUUUGGAAAUAAUUCAUUUCAAAAUUCAGCAACAUACGUUUAACCCAUUUAUUAAAAUGAUAUAUUUAAUAAUAUGUUAACUAUUGAUCAUAUUACUACUUGUAAAAGAAUUUUACUUACAAGUUUAUUCAAUACAAACAAAAACAUUUUAUCUCUUUCCCAUCCACGUUCUUUAAAUUCAAAAGCUCAUAGAUUUUGACAAUUAUGAAUAAGUCUUUCGUAACCGUAUCAGUUACGGGAACUUAUGUAAAUAAAUGUAAAAUAUGUAAUUUUAAUAAAAAAAGAUCUUUCAUA